AAAUGAAUACGUAAAUAGUUAAAAGUAAAAAAUAUAACAUCAAGAACGAACAAAAUGAAAGGUACAUAAAGUAGACUGUUAGUAGUAUAGCUCCAAUCCAACAGAGGGCGGUAGAAGAAAGUAGUCACUACUUUUCUCAAAUUGUGAUUGGUUGAUUUGUUUACCCUCUAGUCGGCGGUUUGUUUGGUUCGUGUUUGUCUGCAAGACGUUCACACAUAGUGAAGUUUAUCUCAAAAUAUAAAUGAAAGCACCUUAACUACACUUAAGAGAAAAUGGAUGACAAGUCUAAGCAGUUAUUGCAGCGUGUUAUUCGUCGAAUUCCGAUUCAAACGUUGAAGGCCACGCUUGAAAAAUGGGGCCGAUUGACCGCGGCACAGCAGCAAAGCAUCGACUUCACUCAGUCAAAACGGGCGUUAACCGAUACUGUGAUCGACAUCUGUGAGGAGAACCAGCUGUCAAUGAAACACAUCACAGAGCUUGAAAUGAUAAAUGUAAUUGACAGUCCAAACCAAUCCAUGUGGCAUGCCUUGCAGCUCAUUGAUCCUGGAGACGAUGCUCAAACUGUGGAGUUCAUACAGUUCAAAAAGCAAUUUAAAUCUCACCUCGUUGAACUUGUGCGACAUGUCUCUAUUAAAAUCAAGAAGCACACAGAUGAAGCCAUAUGGAUUCGAAUCGCGUGGGGCGACAGCUACACCCGGCCCAAUCACAUGAAACCAACGUACGCUGUUCACCACCUUCAAACCCCGUACGUCUUUGUGACCACUUUGACUUCAAAACAAAAGCCACUGUUAUCCCAGGCGUUAUUGCUGUCAACACAAUAUCAAACUAUAAAAGAAGCUAACCUCAGUGGGCGAAAACUCACUGCCAUCAGGGACCUGCUGAUGAAGCAAUAUCAACAGAUGUUCCCCAACAGUUUUCCCAGUCUCCUAACUGAAACAAAAGAAAACGUCCCGGACCCACACAAAGUACAUGAACAAGCUGGAACUGCAUCAACCAGAGGGAGGUUGGCGUGUGAAACCUUUGGUCGUGGAGCGCUGCCUCAGAUAGAGACCACAGUUUACAAGCUGGAUACAAAAUACAAAGACCCCACAAACCAGACCAUGUCAGAACGGUCCAGGCCUUUUAAAUGUGUGGUCAAGUUUGAAAGCAAAAAUCUCCUGGAGUCACUUCGACACUGUGCAACAUCAGGAAUCGUGUCCACUCCUGUCGCACAGCUGCUUUCCUCCAUUCCUAAGAAAGGAAGGAACUUUUUCUACGUCACAGAUACUGACGCUGCUUCAUCUUCACAAAGACCUGCGUCACAGGUCUGACUGACACAGGUCUCAUACUAAAAAAGACUCGCAGUACGGUGUCUUUAAAACGGACUUCACCAGUGGCUCAGUUGUAUUACUUCAUCUGUUAUCAUGGCUCAAGGAGAAUCAUGUCCAGUUCGGUUUUGCUCUCAUUAUUUCCUGACUUCCAUUUAUCUUGUGCAAUAACUGUCAUUAUAAUUGUCUUUUCCUUCUGUACAGCCUAAUGUAUUAUACUCCCUGUAAAAAUGCUAAGAAAUAACAAGUUUUUAAUUUUUUUUCAUGUUGUUUGUAAAGGUUGUGAUGUUAGGAACUUUAUUUGUGGGAGUUUUCUUAACUAUUUCUUAGUUACUUUUAUACUAGCUAAAAUGCAUAUAUUCUACAUUUGUUCUUUUUUAAUAAAAGUCCUCUUCUCAUCUGCGACUAUUUUUCUCACCAGUGAAACACUUUACCAGCAUGUUGUUGAGAAACCAUACAUUUGAGCUUUUUCACUCAGAGUUCAUAUCUGUUUAGACAGGUUGUUUCCCAGGUUUUAUAAACGUUGUGAUAUUACAGUCCAAUAUGUUCAAACAUUUUGAGUGAUUUAUAUGAAAAAUGUCUCACUUUGUGUUAUUUAUUGUGUGACUUUAAGCAAUUGUAUAGUAAAAAGCAGUUAUUUCUUAAACGACUUUAAGCCACUAAAAACUCCAACCCCAACAUGUCUAUAUAAAAAUGUUGGCAAAUGCUUUACUUUUUUCAAAUAAAUAUUUUCAGGUAAUUUUUGUACUUG
Messenger RNA from Cynoglossus semilaevis (tongue sole), 2058 nucleotides. RefSeq names its product centromere protein N (gene cenpn). The transcript is spliced from 10 exons. The coding region runs from base 273 to 1310 and encodes 345 amino acids. NCBI's taxonomy places the organism in Eukaryota, Metazoa, Chordata, Actinopteri, Pleuronectiformes, Cynoglossidae. Gene Ontology annotation, biological process: chromosome segregation; CENP-A containing chromatin assembly. The record is from RefSeq and is a predicted model, not a curated record. Gene Ontology annotation, cellular component: nucleoplasm.